CUCCUCAACUGGGGUCCAGCUCACAGCCUCUGGUCUCCUCCAGACUCACCCAUUCCUGGAGCAUGUCUUCCCAUCAGCAUCAGCAACAGUGUGCACCACAAGCCCAGCAGCAGCAGCAGCAGGUGAAGCAGCCCUGUCAGCCACCUCCUACUAAAUGUCAAGAGGCAUGUGUGCCCAAAACCAAGGAUCCAUGUGCUCCUCAGGCUAAGAAACAAUGCCCGACGAAGAGCACAGCUGACCCGGCUCAGCAGAAGUGUCCUUCUGCCCAGAAAGAUCCUAAGUGUAAACAGAAGUAAAGAUGGACUGGCAAACAGCGCCUGCCCAGCACCCUGGUUACUAGAUGGAGCCUUGUCUUACUCCUCCUCCUGUUUCCACUGGCUCCAAGACUUUCCCUCUUUCUACCUACAUCCAAUGAAGCAGCACUGCAAGACUCCUCAUCAAAUUCCUCAUUACUUGCACCAUUUUUUUCUCCAAGGCUUCUUUUAUAUAAGAGAAUAUAAGAUAUAAGAGAAGUGUGUAUGAGAGAAAAUUCAACCUCUUCAGCCUUUUUAUUGAUCAUAAUUAUGGCCUUAUCCAUUCUCUAUCACACCACAGUGGAGUACCAGGCUUCUUCUAGGGCUUUACCCAGAGCUGAUGCCUCAUUCUGUUUCCCUAGACUGUUCUCUACACCUGUUGCCUAUUUACCCCACUAAUAAACACAUGCUUCAUGUAAUAA
Molecule: messenger RNA, 715 nt
Organism: Peromyscus leucopus (white-footed mouse)
Lineage: Eukaryota; Metazoa; Chordata; Mammalia; Rodentia; Cricetidae
Gene: Sprr4
Product: small proline rich protein 4
Exons: 2
Coding region: 63-296 (77 amino acids)
Source: RefSeq, a predicted model, not a curated record